Molecule: messenger RNA, 2962 nt
Organism: Benincasa hispida (wax gourd)
Lineage: Eukaryota; Viridiplantae; Streptophyta; Magnoliopsida; Cucurbitales; Cucurbitaceae
Source: RefSeq, a predicted model, not a curated record
UAAAUUUUAUUUUCAAAGUUUCAAGUUAUCCAGAAAACAAAAUAUGGGCCGCCGGAAUGAUGACGUUUCUGCAACUUCCGGCCUCCAUUUUCCUUUAAUUGAAUCAUUCGACAAACCCAAAACAAACAGAUUUUCUUUUCUAUGUGCAAUCGUCGCUUCCAUGUGUGCGGUCUUGCUCGGUUACGAUAUCGGUGUAAUGAGUGGUGCGGCAAUCUACAUUCAAGAGGAUUUUCAAAUUUCUGAUGUGGAAGUGGAAAUCCUGGUCGGAAUCAUCAGUCUUUACGCUACUAUUGGCGCCGCCGCCGCUGGCAAAACCUCUGAUUCAAUCGGCCGUCGCUACACCAUGGCUCUCUCCGCCGGAUUUUUCUUCGUCGGAGCCAUUCUCAUGGGGUUCGCCCCUAACUACAGCCUUCUCAUGUCCGGCAGAUUCGUUGCCGGUAUCGGUAUUGGUUACGCUUCGGCGAUUGCCUCUGUUUACACCGCUGAGAUUUCUCCCGCAUCGUCUCGUGGCUGCCUUUCCUCUUUCCCAGAGGUGUUUGUUAAUGUCGGUAUCUUACUUGGAUACAUUUCAAAUUAUGCAUUCUCCAAGCUUCCAGUUCAACUAGGAUGGCGAUUUAUGCUCGGAAUUGGAUUAAUCCCAUCGGUGUUCUUAGCCGUCGUUGUAAUUCUCGUAACGCCGGAAUCUCCACGAUGGCUUGUAAUGCAAGGCCGUCUUGCCGAAGCCAAACAAGUCCUCAUAAGAACCUCAGAUUCCAUUGAAGAAUCUCUACAACGCCUCGAUGACAUAAAAAAUGCCGUCGGAAUUCCAGCAAAUUGCGAAGACGACGUCGUUCAAAUCCCAAAACAGAGCAGCAAAAGCGACGACGUAUGGAAAGAGUUCUUCCUUCACCCAACGCCAGCCGUCCGCCACAUCCUGAUAACCGUCAUCGGCGUGCAUUUCUUCCAGGAAGCCUCUGGCAUGAACGCUGUCGUUUUAUACAGUCCUAGAAUCUUUGCGAAGGCCGGAAUAUCAUCCUCCGACCACAAGCUUCUCGCUACGGUGGCCGUCGGCGUGACAAAGACAGUUUUCAUCUUGGUCGCCACCGUCCUGUUCGAUCGAGUAGGGCGACGACCGUUGAUUUUGACGAGCAUCGGUGGAAUGAUCAUAUCCUUAAUUACAUUAGGGGUUGGGCUAACGAUUAUUGAGCGGUCGCAUGAGCAAGACACGUGGGUGGUGGGGUUUUGCGUUGCCAUGGUGUUAACCGUCGUGGCAUUUUUCUCGACAGGGAUCGGGCCGAUGACUUACGUCAGCUCGGAGUUAUUCCCAUUGAAGCUACGUGCUCAAGGGGUGAGCAUGGGGAUGGUGGUGAAUACCAUGAUGGGUGGAGUUGUGUCAAUGACGUUUUUGUCCUUAUACAACGCGAUUACAAUUGGCGGCACGUUUUUUCUCUUUGCUGGCAUUGCGAUGGUUGGUUGGGUGUUCUUUUAUGUGAUCUUUCCAGAGACACGUGGAAAGAAUUUGGAGCAAGUUGAAGGACUUUUUGGUAAUUUGCUGUGGAAAUUCUCUGUUAAGAAGGCUGAUACUUCAGAUGACGUGGAAAAUAGUGGAAAUGAGUAGCCGGUACAGCUCAAGGAGAAUUUGAGUUAUGAAGAGAAACCAAUGGAAAUCCUCGAUAGAAAAGAAUAGGUACUCAGAAACAAGACGAAAGGCACCUGGGAAGCCGAGGAGCAAAUGAGGAAGAAGUAUCCCCAGCUAUUCAACUAGUAUUUUUCAUGUAAAUUUUGAGGACGAAACUUCUUGUAGGGGGAGGUAAAUUGUAAACCCCGAACCCUACUUUCCCUACCUAAUUAUGAUAGCCAUGUGGUUACAAUGUUAAGUAAGUGAUAUGUGAAAUUAUGGCAUAAUGUAGGGAAACAAGGAAGGAAGAAUGUGAAGAAGAAAACUUGAGUUAUGUUAGGCCUUGGGUGGUAAAAUAUGUGGGGUUAGAGAAGUAGAAAUUUUGACUAAGUAUGGAAGCUUGAAGGAAGCCUUGGCAUGAAAGAAGGCUUAAGUGAUGGGUUUGGUGUUAGAAAAGUUAGACGGGCCAAAAUUGUUAGUGUUGGUCGUGUGAGAAGCUUUAGGCAAUGAGUUAAGUGUUAGCAAGGGCAAUGGGGCGGCUAGGCAUGACAAGGCUGAAGUGAGGUGCUGAUGAGGGAUGUUAAGGAAGUCUUGAGCACCCAUUAAACCAUAUAGCUAGCUCGAUUAGAGUCCUAAAACCUGUUAGUGGGCGAGGUGGCAGCAUGAGGUUUCAUGUAGUGGAAGCAGCUGGUGGUAUAAAAAGAAAGGUGAAGUUCAGAGGCUCGGUUUGGAAAAUUAUUUCAUGCUAUCUGAGAGAUAUCAGAUCCAUUUGAAAGCUGAAGAAGUUUAGUUUCUGUGGUGGGGCUUUCGAAGAAAAAAUCUGAAGGAAAAAGGCCAAAGAAUGAAGAAAUUGUAGAGAGGUCAAGUUAUCGGGUUAAUCGGGGCAGUGGUGAAAAUAUGAAGCUCCUGAUUAAACGACAAAGAAUUUUGAGCUGAAAUUUUAAGUUGAAUAUAGAAAUUGUUGAACAAGCAAGCAGCUGCUUGGGAAGGAUAAGCAAGCAGCUAAAAGAUCUAAAGCUACUGGCCAAACCACAAGAAACUUUGAGCUGAAAUUUUAAGAAAUGUUAAACAAGCAGGCAGCUACUUGGGAAGGAUAAGCAAGUAGCUCAACGAGUAGGUGCAUGGGCAAGACGGCUACGUGAUAAGUCACACGUGAGGCUGUGCACGCAAGCGAGGGAGGCCACAAGGAAGGGCCAUUGGCGUCGAGGGGCUGGCUGAUUGCGCGAUGCUAGACAAGGCAAUGGGAGGUUAAGUUGCCGCAAGCUAAAAUGAUUAAAGCCCCAAAGUUUUUCUAAGUGUCCAAUGCCUAAGGUAGUAUGCAUUAAAAAGGUAUGAUGUGUUAGUAAUGAAGAUAUGAGCUAUGUU